ACAGAAAUAAAAAUGGGAUGGGACCCUAAACGGCUCUCCCACUCAAACAAACACACUUUCUCUCUUCACCAUUUUGAAAUGUUUCACUGCCUCGGGCACAGCACAGUUCCUUAUCCCUUCUGAAAAUUCAAAUUCGCGAAUCUCAUUCUAACUAUUUUACAUCUCUAAAGCACUCUACUCCAUUGUCUUUGGUCGUUUCCCAAAUGGGUACUUGUCUUAGCAAGAAGAAACCUUCUUCAUCUUCUUCAACUGCUGUCGUUAAUAGUGGUUCUACUAUUAAUGGCGUUUCUUCUUAUCCCUCAGUUCCACUGUCAGUCAAGAAAGCUGUAGAGCUACCGAAAAAGGAUAAAGAACAAGAAGAGGUCAAAGAAGAAGAAGAGCAGCCAAUAACCCAAGUGAAGAAAGAGAUAUUCAUAAUCAAACACCGCCGGAGUCACGACGACAGAGCAACAGAGCCAAAUCCCAAGAACCAUAAUCAACCAUUGCCAGCAGUAGCAGCACCAUCCGAUGAAUAUGAUAAUGAGACUGCGGCUUCUCCCCCUCCGGUUCAUCAGUUUUCGGCGGGCUCCUCCUCCUCCGCAGCCGCGGGUGUGAGGACUUCCAGCUGUACUAAGGAAGAGGUGGACGCCAUUCUCAUACAGUGUGGAAGACUCAGUCGUAGCUCCUCUGGAAAAGCAGCUUCUUCCUCUUCCGCCUCCAGAAAGUACUCUGGUUCCAAGCGGAGCUACGACUUCGACAACAACGAUGCAGCCAUUGCAGCCAACAAUGGUGGCGAUGGGGAUGAUGGGGUGGUUGCAGCGACAGAGGAGAGCAGUCGCCGCCACCGCGAGCGGCGUAGGUCGAGGACAAGGGCUUCUCCUUCUCCUCAGGGAAGGAGAAGAACUCCCAGCAGAGAAAGGGGAGACCAGCAGCAACGGUCUGCAAGUCGAGAGAGGCGUGUGAGUAGGUCUCCAGGGAGGCGUUCAUCAGAGACCAGUGGCGGCGGCGGUUCUUGUUCUAAUACUAAUAAUGUCAAUGUUGUUAAUUCUAAUAGACCUGGGAAGAUGGUAUCGGUUCCAGCCACCGUUUCAUCUUUGGUGAUGGACAAGAGCAACAAUUUGGACUCUUCUGCUGCUGCUACUGUGAAGAGAAUUUCAGUGAAGAGAAAUGUAACCGACGCUGGUGCUGCCUCAAGGGGCGCUGCAUCACCUCGGUCUCAGUCUCCGGCAAGAGCUAAUGGCAAUGCUGCUAAAGCUUCAGCUUCCAACGACCAGCAGCAACCUUCUUUGAGCCGCAACUCUUCGAGGAAGGCAGAACACUCGCCUUACAGAAGAAAUCCUUUGAGUGAGAUUGAUCCCAAUUCCUUGGCAUAUCCACACACUACCAAUAACAGCAGGCCACAAACCAAAACCAGACCCAGAGAAACUGAUGGAAUAACUGAUGACCCAAAUCAGGUUCAGAAAACAAAUGUGGUGACUAAUUACAGAAACGGCAGCAGAGUUUCAUCCACAAAGGAGCAACAAGCAAUGGUGGAGACUACAGUGGUUAUCUCUGGCCCUCAUAAAUCUUCUUCUCAAACACAGCCACAGACAAUAACAAGAAGCAGGUCUGCUAGACGAUCUCGAGACCUUGAUUUCAAUCCCGAAGCUCUGUUGCAUCAAAAUUCGAAUUCAAAUUCUGAUGCAACUCCUUCUUACACCAGACUGCUGUUGGAGGACAUCCAGAAUUUUCACCAGAAGAACACAAAUACUACCACAACCACAGUGGUAUCACUCCCUUCCUGUGUCAGCAAGGCCUGCUCCAUCAUGGAAGCCGUGGCAGACCUCAACUCGACAACUGGUUCCAACUUGUCCGAAGAUCACUUCAACUCUUUGAUGGGUUCAACUUCAACCCCUAAAAGCAAGGACCCUUUUGUGGAAUCAGAGGUAGUAAUUGGCUGUGACGACUUGACGGAGCCAAGCUUCCAUAAGUACGUGACAGUAAGAAGGGGAGGAGGAGGUGGAGAUGCUGCAUCAGAGGAUCAAGAGUCUUCUGGCAGCAACAGCUAUAUGCAGCAGCAGCAGCAGCGGGGGUCCGGGAUUUUCUCAUCCUCUUCGGCAGAUUCGACAGACUACCGGACUUGGAGAUCGAAUGAUGAAGAAGCAGAGGGAAGGAAGAGACUCAAUGAGUGGAGCAAGAGAGAUUCAUACGCUGUUCAACCGAACAGUGGUGGCAUUGGACGUGGCAGGCUUGGCUCCAGCGCCAAAGGGCUUCAAACAGUUUCUGUGGCUGCAUCCACGUAGUGUUAGUACUUUGUUGGUUACAUUUGUCAAUCUUUUUCGUUGUCGUCUGGUUUAAACUUGUUCGUUCAUUUAGUUUUGGGGAAGGAGAACUCUUUGCUCUCUCCAUUGUUGUAUUUGCUGUUGCUAACUUUGCAUUACAGCUACCCAUUUUUAAAUCAAAAGCCAUUUGAUUUUUAUUCUCA
Cannabis sativa is the source of this 2443-nucleotide messenger RNA. RefSeq lists its product as uncharacterized. The transcript has 2 exons. Bases 204 to 2261 code for a protein of 685 amino acids. Lineage: Eukaryota; Viridiplantae; Streptophyta; Magnoliopsida; Rosales; Cannabaceae. The record is from RefSeq and is a predicted model, not a curated record.